AUGGCGACAUGCCUCCCGUACCCAGACAAUAUCCCGCCAGAAAAUCUGCUGGCCCAAGUGACAGUAAUUGACGCAGACUACGGUGACUCCAACAUCAUCGACCUGUACGAGUUCGCCCUCGGCCUCGAGAAUGAGUAUAUCACCCCCCUCGUCCGCCGCUCACUUAUCGACACUGGCCCCAAAAAGAACAAAAUCGCCAAUGCCAUUAUCCACGCCCUCGUGAACCACGGGCUCCCCCUCCCUGAGUCCACCCCUCACCCACAGCCCAUCGUGCCGCGCCUCUACGAGCUCCAAGUCACGCAUUUGGACCAAGAUCACAUCGGCAAUGCUGUGUCCGUCCUCAAUAACUUGAACUCGGACCAGCUUCCUCCUGACCCCCAGCCGGGCCAGGACUCUGUCCCCCUUAUCGUACGAUACUCGGAUAUCCCACCAGCCAUGCCAAACAUCGAUGCCCACUUCACCGCGGCCGAGGUCGUCGAGCCUAAUAUCCGGUUCGAGUUCCGGCUGGAUAACCUGAUCCAAUGGCAGACCCGGCUUGGAAAUAUUGGACUCGUUCCCAUCUUCGCGGGUGCCACGGCCAGGCUGUCCACUACGCAAGGUCAAGGCUUCAGCGUUGGCGUGUCAUCGACGACAGUCAGCGAAUCGGAGAUGCUAAGCUACUUGAUUCCGAUCUCAAUGGUCAAGGGGUUUGCCGAUUACUUAUUUGGUCAUGGACUAAGAAAAGGCACGUUUGAAUUUGGGUUCCUGUGUGAGAUUAACGAUACUACAAACGAGACUUCCUACGCGCCAAGGAGCGUGCUGAGAGAAAAUGUCGAGAUGUCGCUAGAUUUGCGAAAAGUAAUACCGUGGAUGUUGGCGUUCAUUGGAGAUACCCUCUCGCAGAAUCAUUUUAGUCGGACUUCCGGAGUAGUAAAUGGCCUAGAGCCGAUGGUCACUUGGAAUCCUCCGUUUGAGGUGGUAACUAGACGGAUCGCCGAGUUGGAGGCGCUGCUCAAGACGAGACAUAGCAAUAAGAUUACCCACGAACGGCCUCUUUAUGAUCAGAAAGUCUUUCGUCAACAUACAAAUGGAAUCCUCAACGACAUCGAUGUAACGCAAGCCAUCGUCGGCCCCAUGCUGGAUGUUUAUCAACUGCGCCAGCGCUACGACAUUCCCAACUAUCUCAAGGCGAAGACAAAGGAUCCCACCUUCGAAGACAUCAUCUACGAGGCGGAAAACGCUGAAAAGAUCCUGAACCGGGCCUCUGUGGUCACGGUGUUCGGCCGCCGCGAGAAGGACUUUGACAUGUUAUUCACCGGUGAUGCGUAUGAACAGGAAUCAAAUAUCAGACACAGCAUCGCCAUGUGGAAGAAUGGCCUAGCUGCCGGGGCGCCACUGUUCAAGUUCAGCGCGAUGAAGAUUCCGCAUCAUGGGUCAGAAAAGACGACGCAUGCGCAAUUCUAUUCUGCUGUCAGGGCGGAUGUGUAUUUCAUUUCUGCACAACACUCGACACAUGGAAACCCGCGGUUGUCGAGCCUGCAGGCCAUCGUGAAGGGCUUUUACGACAAUCCGAGAGGGAACGGUAGAAACUAUCGCCUCUUCUUCUCGGACCCAAAAGCCCUGGAGUCGACCACAUUGAAGCCUAGCCCGCUCAAGACACUUCUCCAGACGCACGACUAUGCGCCCAGUGAUCACCUCCAGUACGAGGCUCACAUCCUCAUGCCUUCGCCGGACAAUCAACGACAGAGCUACGGUUCAGUGCUGUUCUACUUGGAUGCGAACGACAAGCCGUAUGAGUUUUUCCAUCCAAAUGAAUGGUGGCAAGUGGCCGGGCCGCCGCCGUUCAUGCCGCCUGCUUUUCCAUAA
Ilyonectria robusta is the source of this 1845-nucleotide messenger RNA. RefSeq lists its product as uncharacterized. The transcript is spliced from 6 exons. Bases 1 to 1845 code for a protein of 614 amino acids. NCBI's taxonomy places the organism in Eukaryota, Fungi, Ascomycota, Sordariomycetes, Hypocreales, Nectriaceae. The record is from RefSeq and is a predicted model, not a curated record.